AUCCAGCAGACAGAGAUGAUUCAUUGUGUGUGACGUCAUGUUCAGGAGCCUCAACCUUUGAACCAUGUGGCGGAAAUGGCAAGGGAUCUGUAUACCAAACAGGUUCUGGAGCUAUCAGUCAAGAAUUACCUAGCACACAGUUAGGAAGUACCAACGUGACUAGUACCGUGCCAUAUACAGACGAGAUAAUGGUUAAUGUGUCUGCGAUGACCGGGUCUGCCGUGUCAUACGUGACCUCAGUUUACGUAGCAUCAUCUGCAAACAACCAAGGCCAGUAUGAGCUGUAUUACAACUCGGAUGACUGUACGUCCAGCCACCGGAUGCCCCAUACCGACGAGAAUGAAAACAUUUCUGUAUUUUCGUUAGCAGCUCAUGAGGCAGUGGACACCUUACCGGUACAUUGUAUUUGGAUUGUCUUCCCGACUUCUGUGGGACCGGACCCCAUGGUCAUCCAAGUCAGCUUUCUGAAUGAUAAGAUGUAUAUUUUGGCCAAGUAUUUCGCGAUCAUAGGCGAAUGGAGCGCAGAUACGACAACUAAUGACCCUACACAGACAGCCACUCCAGUUAUCACAUCAGAAGUCACAACAGAGGUCACAACGACGGUCACAGAGGUCACAACAACGGUCAAUACAGGAACAACGGGAGUACAGGAUACAACCAUUACUUCAUCGGGGCAAUCAACAACGAACAAUACCCUGACAACCAACCAGGUGUCCACAAUAACGUCGUCUUCUGGAAUUCCGACAGUCACAUCCGGAUGCGUUGGUUGUCCGUGUGUAGCACAUCAAUAUGUUAAUUAUUCAGCAGAAGAAAUUAGGCGUAGAAUUCAAUAUUUACAGACUCAACUUACAGUUAAUAAGAAAACACUGUCAUCAUAUAAACGGAAACGCACGUCAGCUGUUGACAAUAGGGACUCUGCGGUCAGCCUUGGAAGUCUAGGAGUCCUGGUUAUUAUUACAAGUAUCUCGCUUGUUGUCUGUUCAGAUUUAGUCAAUUUGCGUCGCUUCUUCAGAUUGAAAAAACAACGUGCAGCCAUGCGUGACAAAAUGAUGGAAUGA
Mizuhopecten yessoensis (Yesso scallop) is the source of this 1058-nucleotide messenger RNA. RefSeq lists its product as uncharacterized. The record is from RefSeq and is a predicted model, not a curated record. The coding region runs from base 189 to 1058 and encodes 289 amino acids. NCBI's taxonomy places the organism in Eukaryota, Metazoa, Mollusca, Bivalvia, Pectinida, Pectinidae. The transcript is spliced from 6 exons.